Phycodurus eques (leafy seadragon) is the source of this 2558-nucleotide messenger RNA. RefSeq names its product ATPase H+ transporting accessory protein 1 like b (gene atp6ap1lb). Gene Ontology annotation, cellular component: proton-transporting V-type ATPase complex. Lineage: Eukaryota; Metazoa; Chordata; Actinopteri; Syngnathiformes; Syngnathidae. The record is from RefSeq and is a predicted model, not a curated record. The transcript has 7 exons. Bases 201 to 1226 code for a protein of 341 amino acids.
GGAGGCUGAGUAGUGUGAAACAAGCAGAGUCGAGGAGAGGAAGAGGAGGAGGAGGAGGAGAGUGCAGCGAGGGGGACUGUGACGCACGCCGAUGCUCUGUGCUUUCCGCUGAUUGGCCCCGGCCAGUGCCGCUCACAAGAGCUUGCGGAGCAGAUUAUGAAGCGGCACUCCGGCAGCGGCAGUCUCCUCUCAUUGUCUCAAUGGCUGCGCACGCAUUCCUCCUGUGCUCCAUCGCCUUGCUGUCUGCUCUCAGCCGGCCUGCUGUGACUCUCUCCGACGAAGAGCUGCAGCCGGGACUCAGCUAUGAUGAAGUGCCUGAAAUCUUGCACAGAAGCAGAGAGAACCCCAAACAAGCCACAAGAGUCACAUCAAGUCAGGACGGCGAGUAUGGCUUAGAAAACGAAGAGGUCAUUUUAACGCCCCAAGAUGAAAACCCACUCAGGAGAAUCCUGCAGCCUUUCAAGUGGAACCAUGCAGCGAUGUCUCACAGCAAGAGGAAGCUGCUCCAGUCGCUGAUGGGCCCGUACGGCCCCUUGAGCGUGUCCUACAACGGGAAGACCUGCAUUCUGUUCAAGGCCAAGCGCCUGGCCAUCCGCUACCGGAAUCACACCUUCAUCGAUCUGACUGAGAGCGUGUUCAAUCCCAACUCGCCCGUGGACACCAAAGGCUCCGUCUGCACCAAGGAGAAGGCCACGCUUUCAUUAAAGUUCGGUGAUGUGGAAGACUUGCGAGGUCUCGUAAUCAGGCUUCAGAUGUCAAACACCUUCUACGAGGCAGCAGGUCAAAACUGGUUCACCCUGGACAGCGUGCACAUCCACUACAACUGGACGCAAGAGGCCACGUUCAACGCCAGCGAAGUUUACGCGCCCGCCACCUCGUCCUACCACUGCCAGCACGUCAGCAGCCUGCACAAAUAUGACACCCUACUGGUGCCCAGCUCCCACACGGACACGUCCGCCAACUGGCACAUCACUUUCACCGAUUUCCAAAUUCAAGCCUUCAAUGUGCAGUCGGACAAGUUCGCGUCGGCCAGUGACUGCGCCACUUUCCUGACGCCGGCCAUCCUAAUGGGCUUGGUGACGUCUCUGAUCCUGCUCCUGGUCCUGGCCUACGCCCUUCACAUGGUGGUCCACCUCAAGCACAUCGACCGCUAUGAGGAGCACAAGGCCACCGUCUACUUCCCCCGCAGUCCAGAGGCCGAGUUGCCGGACAAGAACAGCCUGUGAGGAAAGCGGACAGGGGCGGAGAGAGGAAAAGCGAGGCUGAGGCGGAGAGCAAGUCAUGGAAAAAGUAUCCUCCACAGAGUAUUUCUUGAACAAAAUACCUGUCCACGUGAAAACCUUGUAAAUCGCUCGGAAGUAAAUGCAGGAUACUCUUUCCUCAUUGACUUGUAUCUUGGCAUCCAUUGUAUGGAUGCUCAAGCCUCUCCUGGGCCUUCAGUCCGUGAUCCAAAUGUCAAAGGUCAAGGACAGUCCCGGUGCCCUGAGGGGCAACAAGCGGCCUUUACCCCAGCCAGCCAUGCGACCCGUACUAGGCUAUCUGUCGCUAUCACAGCUAACAUCUGAUGCUCUCGAUUAAAUGUCUCACAAGUGUCAUAUUACAAGCUUCCGUCGCUCGUCGUCUUUCCAGCUUUCUCUAAAGUAUCCUUUGUCUUACUGCUGCAACAACUAUAUUCUUCAAAGGGCCAGUUUUAGUCCUGUUAGCUGCAUGCCAUAAAAAGCUGCUCAAUCCGAGCUAGUGCAGUGUUUCCAGAUAAUCGGAAAGUGUUGCAUGAAGCGCAGUUUAAAAUAAGCCAACGGGGCACGACGCAGAGUCUGCCAGAAUCAAAAAACAAGGAAACUCUGGUCUAGCGUCUGGCUGGAGUGAACGGCCCUUCAGAGCUUUCGAUGUCUCCCGCCCCGUCCCUAAACGAGACUGCUGCUUGGGAUUUAACUGUGAAAUGGCCUUGUACCGGACCGGACCAGACCGGACGGCCGAUGAGGGCGGAGGGGGUCCUACGAACUCAAACUAGCACAACGUCGGUUAGUAGUAAAAGCACUAACGAUCGAGAAGACUUUCAAGACUACACGGGGGACAAUGCUGCAAAAGAGGAGCGCAUCCCUCCGGUCAAACGGCUCACCCGAGAGUCACGUUUUUGGACAAGCGAGGCCAAAGGCUCCUCCAUGCGAGACACUGAAAAGUGAAGCUUCAAAGGUCUUGCCACAAAAUAUGGUGAGUGGGAUAUUGUGGGAAAAGAGCUAACCGUUCCAGCUAUGUGCAAAAAAAACAAAACCCAAAAAACAUACAGUAAAUGUACAGAAGUGUCACUCUGCGGAGAUCAUUUUGUUUCCUUUUUCUUUUUGUCUUUUUUAUAUACGACGUAACCAUGACAAAUUGUUACUGGUGCAGGACAACGACGCUCAUAUACAAGUUGUAGAUGCAUCCGGAUCUCUUUGUAACUACAGCUGUUUACUUCAAAUACAGCACAACUAAGAAACGUAAUGACAAGACAUUGUGCAAUGGGAUGAGGAUUAGUGAUAUGACCCCCCCCCCCCUUAAAAUGUUUGUUUGUUUUAAAA